Molecule: messenger RNA, 3326 nt
Organism: Coregonus clupeaformis (lake whitefish)
Lineage: Eukaryota; Metazoa; Chordata; Actinopteri; Salmoniformes; Salmonidae
Product: ephrin-A4
Exons: 5
Coding region: 518-1153 (211 amino acids)
Biological process (GO): axon guidance; ephrin receptor signaling pathway
Cellular component (GO): plasma membrane
Molecular function (GO): ephrin receptor binding
Source: RefSeq, a predicted model, not a curated record
ACAGGAUUCAUUGACACAAAUCAACUGAUUUGGACUCUAAUUACCGAAAACGCUGCUGUUUAAACGUAGCAUACUCAUAGUUCAUCAGGUGAUUAUCAACAACUUGCAAGUUAACUUUAGGGAUAUACUCGGUAAGUGAGUCUACUUUUAAAAGUUGUAAUGCUGCUGAUUUUUUUUAUUCUAAGGAAAUAAAUUGUGCUGCACCAGAAAAAAGGAGGCUAUUCUUUUGAAUAUCAGUCAGCAACUUUACUUUCUUGUGUUCAGCUUUUGAGGGGUCUCUCCCUCGCUUGACUUUAUUCACCAUGCAACAACGGUUUCCCCAUAGGAUGUACACGGAGGGGAAGGUAUUUUGGUGAAUUAAUUUGAGAACGUUUGAACGGGAAUAUUGCGUCAAUCUGCGUUGACCGGGGCCACUUGUCUACCUGUCACCGAAUUCUUACAACCCACCACUCCCACCGGUCACCUCUGGUGCUGUCUACGGUGGGUCGCCUGCCUUGCGCCACGCCCGCUAACCGUGAUGGGGUGCGGUUGGAGUCCGGGAGUUGUCACGGUUUGGAGAACUACCGUUUUCCUGCUCAACAUCGCGUGCACAGCGUUGGCCAAGAGACACGUCGUCUACUGGAACGCCACCAACUCUAGGUUGACGGGAGGUGAUCUGUCCAUCCAGGUGAAUCUGAAUGACUACCUGGAUAUCUACUGCCCCCACUACCCUCACCCGUCUCCCCCCAGUGAGGAGGCCUCCCCUCAGGCCCCACCAGACAGCCUGGCCCUGUACCUGGUGGCUGAGGGGGGGUUCAGGGGCUGUGUGGAGACCCAGGGGGCCAUCAAGAGGUGGGAGUGUAACACCCCCCAUGCCCCCUUCGGCCCUGUCCGCUUCUCAGAGAAGAUCCAGCGCUUCACCCCCUUCUCUCUGGGCUUUGAGUUCCUCCCCGGACACCACUACUACUACAGCUCAUUGCCUACAGGGGAAAGCUCCCCCCUGCCCUGCAUGAAGCUGCGAGUCACAGUGUGCUGUGAGCCCACAACCGAAGGAUCCAAGCAGAACAAGCAGGAACAAGGUACUCCAGCUCUUCACAGUGAUGUGUGUUCAAUGAGGACAGUUCCUCUUUCUCUCCUCCUCCUCACCCCGCUCUUUAACUUUCUCUCUAUCUAACAUCCCUCUAUUCAAGCUGACCUCCUGAGUAUCUACCAUGCCCACUGUAGAGAUGGCCUGCCUCACCCACUCAGCCCUUUCUUUAAACUAGCCACACCUCAUUGGGAGGCCAAGUCUUAAAUUCAGACCCUACGUUGACUGCAGUAGGGUAGACUUCAACACCACAUACACACACACUCCAACACCUCUGUCAUUUCUGGAGUGUACUAAUCUUUCUCUUCUUGGUCUCCUCUUUUCUCUCUGUCCACUCUCUCCUCUCGUUCCCCCUCUUCCAUCCCUCGCUCCUGACUAAAGCUCCCUCUGAAAUAGACUGGCACUAAUCUACCAUCAAAGCUCUCAUUCUUCAUUUCACACCUUUAUCCUCUCCAUCACUCCAUCCUGUAGACUUAAUCUAUGUCCAGUCUCUCUCUUCCUCUCUCUGUCUCUCUCUGAACAUAAUGAGCCUGCUGAGCCAAAGUGGACCAUCCGGACAUUGUUCUGUUAAAUUACUACUGAGAGGACCAGACUUGGAGGUGACUGGCUGUCAGAGUUGACUGCUUCUGAACAGAACCAUGUUUUUGAGUUGACAUCAUUGGAUUUGGAAGUCCAAAGUGGGACCAACUUUUAAAAAAACACAGGAACACCAAAAGUUGUCCAAACUUUAUUUAAAAAGUUAAACAGUGACGACACUGCCUAAACCAGGAUAUGCUGUGUGCGUGGAACCCUGGGAAUGAUGAACUGGAUAUUGUGACUGGUCUGCUACACCCUCUACUGGGAUCAUACUGGUUAGACUGGUCCAACUGGUCUGUAACACCUGACACUCUGGGAUUGGAGAAUAGACCCUGCUACUCUGUGGUCGUAAUCUGACCAUAUCUGGGAUUAACUGGACUGUUUCUGGUGGUUUACCUCUGUCUUAAAAGGCAAUCAAAAGGAAACACACUGAGGGUACCGCCUCACUUCACCUCACUUCACCUCACAUGCUCCAAACCACAUCGGCUGAUUGGCAGAUGCUCCUAACCAACCAGGUGUGCAGGUAUUUAGACUGUCUGCUGAGGAUUUAACCAGGCGAGGCCCUCCUCCAAUGAGGAGAGGCCUAAAGCUGGUGUUUAUGUUUGAAUAGAGGAAUAGAGGUUCUUGUUUUAGCGCAGUAAAGACUCUGCUUUAGGUGUUUCAGUUAAAUAUUGAUGUUUUGUAGAGGUCCAGACAUGUGUUGGCAUCCAUUUGGAUUAUUUGAAACAUUCUGAAAAAUCUCUUAAUUUUUACAUGGCUGAACUUUUUUUAUACAAAUGUUUACACGUGUAGAUUAAACCAGAUUGCUGUUGCUUAAAGCGCUAUCAAGAAUAACUAAAGCUCUUUAGUACAGGUUACCCUGUAUUUUUUGUUAUAAAACAUCAAUUUUGUAUAAUCUGUUCAUUAAACAAAUGGCAUAAACAAAUUCAACUUUUAUUAUCAAUGCAAUUUAAAUUCAUUAACUUGAUUUUGAUUGUGUCAUAUCUUUUAUCUGUUGGUUAGAUAUAUGACAUUUAUGAAUUUAUUAGUUUAAUGCAAUUUCAUUUUCCAAUCACAAAAGUAAUAUCAGGGAACAAUAUACAUGUUUUGUUUUCAAAAGUGAGAGAUAUAACUGAAAUUAUUCUUAUUAAUUUAAUCCCACAAAAACAAGUGUAUAUUUAAUUAAAUUAAUAAUUCUGAUUAUUUGCUUACCUUAAUCCAACAUUAAUCAUUGACAGUUUACCUCCGUUAAUCUUUCUUAAAUACAGGCUUUUCUGGGCUGCAGUUUUUUCCACAUUCUAAUGUUGUCUUUGGUCACAGCAUUUAGAAAACAGCGUUUUCUUUCAGAAUAAAUAUGUUGACUAUUAGUUAUGCGUGUAAGCACUUACUCAUGAAGAGGAGUCUAGUAUUACUUUGCAUACACUUUUGGAUACCAAUAUGCUUUAAAUGACAGUUAAAUCAUUUUGUUCUAGUCUACGCAGGUUAUUCAGGAAUGUAAUGAUUAUUCCAAUGGUGUGAACACUGAUGUCUGGAACCUUGUUGUAUAAAGCUGGUGCUCCCAGAUUGAGUUUAUUACAAUCAGUUCAUAGGAAAACAUAUUUGGUUUUUUGUUUUCACAUUUUAGUGAAGUAUGUAGCAUCUUCUAUGAAGAACGAACUGCAAUCUGAGCCCUUUUUUACAAGGCCAGACAACAAAAUAAAGAUGA